ACACGAUCGUGACAAUCGUGACAACCGUUCGACGAUGGAUCACGAUCGAGAAUAGAAACGGAAUCGAACGAUCGUGACGACUCUCGAUAAUGUCGACGACCAAUUCGAGACACUUUCUGCUGCUAGAUACCGACCUGUCGAUGGCCGUCGCGUAUCAUCGUGAGCAUCCAUGCCUGUUCGAAUUGGUGACCCAAAAGAAAUUGUUCCUGGAAUGCCGCGUUAGACCAACGAACUGCAAGAUCAAGUAGAAUCGAAAUUGAUGCCGCAACUUCGUCAGGAGGUUUGAACUGUGGAGGCUUUUUUUGCAGUCCGGAGCUCGGUGAAAGUGUUCAGGAUUAUCUGAGAGGAGCGAAUCGUGUUCAGAUCACGGAGCCAGGAAGCUCAAUUUUCACGUAUUCUGAUCUCUACCAUGCAACCGUUCUCGAGCGGCAACGCGAUGGCGACCGAAACACCGACCAGCCUCCCACCGGAGAGAGUCACCUCACCGGCACCGUGCAAGAACUUGACCUUCUCGAUCGCGAAAAUCAUGGAGCCGGACAAACGUCUGACCGAGCAGAGCAACAAUCAGCAAACGACGACGACGACGACGACGGCGACGACGACGCCGCCGCAACCACCGCCGCCGCCGCCGCCGCCCGCCAUCCCCUCGUUAAAUUAUUCGGCCCACUUGGAAUCAGCGUUCAAGAAGUACGUGCCAACGUUGAGGCAACAGAAUCUGCUGCAACCGUACUCCCUUCUCUAUUAUCAUCCCAACUCGCUGCUGAGUGCCUUCCCAGCUCCGCCACCCGCCACCCCUGCCGCGGUCCCACAGAAUUCACCGCCCCCCAUCACCAUUCAAAAAGCUUUCUCGAAGAUGAGCCUGGCAGCGAUCUCGCCGAGCGAGGGCCAGCGUGAAAAGAAGAGCCCCGGACCACGGAGUAACGAACUCAGCACAACGAACAAACAGAAGACAUUCACCUGCCCUGAAUGCGGCAAGGUGUUCAACGCCCACUACAAUCUGACCAGACACAUGCCCGUCCACACGGGGGCGCGGCCGUUCGUCUGCAAGAUAUGCGGGAAAGGGUUUCGCCAAGCGAGCACUCUGUGCAGGCACAAGAUCAUCCACACGGCGGAGAAGCCGCACAAGUGUCCGACCUGCGGCAAAGCUUUCAACCGAAGCUCGACCUUGAACACGCACAGGCGCAUCCACGCCAACUACAAACCGUUCGUGUGCGAGUACUGCGGCAAGGGGUUCCAUCAGAAGGGUAACUACAAGAAUCACAAGUUGACGCACAGCGGCGAAAAGGCGUACAAGUGCAACAUUUGCAACAAGGCGUUCCACCAGAUUUACAACCUCACCUUCCACAUGCACACCCACAACGACAAGAAGCCCUUCUCCUGCAAAAUCUGCGGCAAGGGAUUCUGCAGGAACUUCGAUCUCAAGAAGCACAUGAGAAAAUUGCACGACAGCGGAUCACCCGUGUUGAACGGCCUAGGUACUUCGGCCCAGGGUCACAAUCAACAAUCCGGUUACACGUCCGUCCACCACGGACCCGGUGCCCACUCGUUCGUCAGUCCUUUCCUGCUCCCGCCACCAGGCACCACCACUUACUUGAGCAAAAUGUUGUGACAAGGCGACGGUAUUCAUUAUCCGAGAAAGACGCAGUGCCCUUUGAUCCUUGGCCCGCCUUGUUACACGGGGGACAUCGGCCAGUUGACGCAACCCUCGAAAUGAAGGGGCGGCGAGGAAAG
This is a messenger RNA of Apis florea (little honeybee), 1731 nucleotides long. RefSeq lists its product as uncharacterized. Gene Ontology annotation, biological process: regulation of gene expression. The record is from RefSeq and is a predicted model, not a curated record. NCBI's taxonomy places the organism in Eukaryota, Metazoa, Arthropoda, Insecta, Hymenoptera, Apidae. Gene Ontology annotation, cellular component: nucleus.